Molecule: messenger RNA, 1904 nt
Organism: Camelina sativa (false flax)
Lineage: Eukaryota; Viridiplantae; Streptophyta; Magnoliopsida; Brassicales; Brassicaceae
Product: ribonuclease III domain-containing protein RNC1, chloroplastic
Biological process (GO): RNA processing; regulation of gene expression
Cellular component (GO): nucleus
Molecular function (GO): ribonuclease III activity; double-stranded RNA binding
Source: RefSeq, a predicted model, not a curated record
AAUCUUCUUCGUUUGCCAUUGCCAAAAUCCUUCUACUGCUACUCCAAAAUCGUGUCUUUUGCGCGAGCAGAAGUGUUCUCAACUCGAAAAUUUGAUGAUUUGACUCUUCAAUUUUUGUUAGAUAGUAUUCUAUAAAGCAAUGGAGCUUUGUUCUUCAUCUUCUUCAUCUUCUUCUCUCCUUCGCAUUUGUUCAUCUUCAGCACCUGAAAUCUCAUUCUCUUCUUCAAUCUCUCAGUUCCCAUCUAAAACCCAACUAAACCUCACAAAACCCAGAUUCCAAAAUCUCCGGAUUUGCGCUUCCGUGACGGCGGAGACUCAUCAAGGUCUCCCACGAGACAGUCCUCAACGUCUUCUCAAGGAGCUAGCUCAGCGUAAAACAGCGACAGGGCCGAAGAAGAAAGUACCACCGAAACGAUUCAUCUUAAGGCCACCAUUAGACGACAAGAAACUAGCUGAGAGAUUCCUCAAUAGUCCACAAUUGUCUCUAAAGUCGUUUCCUUUACUCAGCUCUUGUCUCCCAUCUUCAAAGCUUAACAACGCUGAUAAAACAUGGAUCGAUGAGUACCUUCUUGAAGUCAAACAAGCGUUAGGGUAUUCUCUGGAGCCUUCGGAGAGCUUAGGAGAUGAUAACCCUGCGAAACAUUUCGAUACGUUGCUCUAUCUUGCUUUCCAGCAUCCGUCUUGUGACAGGGCACGUGCGAGGCAUGUGAAGAAUGGGCACUCGAGGCUUUGGUUUCUGGGUCAGUAUGUGCUUGAGCUUGCUCUUACGGAGUUUUUCUUGCAGAGGUAUCCGAGGGAGUCUCCGGGGCCUAUGAGGGAGAGAGUGUUUGCUUUGAUUGGGAAGAGGUAUCUUCCAAAGUGGGUUAAAGCUGCGAGCUUGCAAAAUCUCAUCUUUCCUUAUGAUGAUAUGGAUAAGUUGAUUAGGAAAGAGCGUGAGCCUCCGGUUAAAUCUGUGUUCUGGGCUUUGUUUGGUGCCAUCUAUCUAUGCUAUGGGAUGCCAGAAGUGUAUCGUGUACUUUUUGAAGUGUUUGGGAUGGACCCAGAUGCAGAUGAAUGUCAGCCUCGAAGCAGGAGACAGCUCGAGGAUGUAGAUUAUGUUUCUGUUGAAUUUGAAGGCAAAAAGCUAGCUUGGCAAGAUAUUGCUACUUACAAGCCUCCUGAAGAUGCUUUAUUCGCACACCCGAGGCUAUUCAGAGCUUGUGUGCCUCCGGGAAUGCAUCGUUUCAGAGGGAACAUAUGGGAUUUUGACAGCAAACCCAAAGUUAUGCAGACCCUUGGAUACCCUUUACCGAUGAAUGAUAGAAUCAAGGAGAUAACCGAAGCAAGAAACAUCGAACUUGGACUCGGUUUACAGCUCUGCUUCUUGCAUCCUUCAAAACACAAGUUUGAACACCCGCGGUUUUGUUUUGAGCGGCUAGAAUACGUAGGACAGAAGAUACAGGAUAUAGCAAUGGCAGAACGUUUGUUAAUGAAGCACUUGGACGCACCAGGGAAGUGGUUGCAAGAGAAGCAUCGACGUCUAUUAAUGAACAAAUUCUGUGGGCGGUAUCUUAGAGAAAAACGUCUUCACAACUUUAUAAUAUACUCAGAGGAGGUUCAUGAUCGGUAUGAGCAUAACCGGAGACUAAGGAAUCCGGCAACAACCGCUGUUCAACAAGCCAUUCAUGGUCUUGCCUACACCAUCUAUGGAAAACCCGAUGUUCGGCGGCUCAUGUUCGAGGUUUUCGACUUUGAACAAAUCCAACCAAAAGCCGUCUGAAAACCUUAAGUCCUCCUAUCUCAUUUGUCUUGAUGUCUGUUAGUUUGCUUCUGGAUUUUGUUUCUGUAGUUAAAACUUAUUUACCUUUGGAACUUUGAUAAGGCUUCAAACAUAAGAUGAUGAUACCAAACUCUUUUUGUUUAUA